AAACACUAAAGAUAGAGAGAGAGAGAGAAAGGGAAAAGAAACAUCAAUCAAAUGGCGUCGAGACUGUGCGACUCGUGCAGAUCCGCGGCCGCGACUCUGUACUGCCGCGCGGACGCUGCGUUUCUCUGCGGCGAGUGCGACGGAAAAAUCCACACGGCUAACAAACUCGCCUCGCGCCACGAGCGAGUCUUGCUCUGCCAAAUCUGCGAACAAGCCCCCGCUCACGUCACGUGCGAAGCCGACGCAGCAGCGCUCUGCGUCACGUGCGACAGAGACAUCCACUCCGCCAAUCCACUCUCCCGCCGCCACGAACGCGUCUCCGUCACGCCUUUCUACGACGCUCCUGCUCAGGGAGGAUCACCGGCCACCACCAAAUCCGCCGCCUCCUCCAAUUUAUUUGGCGAAGAUGCUGACGUGAGCAUGGAGGCUGUGUCUUGGCUCUUGCCUAACCCGAGUGUCAAGGAAGGAGUCGUUGUGGAGAUCCCUAACUUGUUUGCCGAUCUUGAUUACUCGGCGGUUGAUCCGAAGAUGGAGGCGUCGGAGAAUAGCUCCGGGAACGACGGAGUCGUUCCUGUUCAGACAAAAGCUCUGUUUCUCAACGAAGAUUACUUCAACUUCGAUGUCUCAGCUUCCAAAACAACGUUUCCACACGGAUACAGCUGCAUUAAUCAAACUGUUUCUUCAACGUCAUUAGAGGUGCCGUUGGUGCCUGAAGGUGGAGCUGUGACGACGACGAAUGCAACACCAGCCGUGCAGCUGUCACCGGCGGAGAGGGAGGCUAGGGUUUUGAGGUAUAGAGAGAAGAGGAAGAAUCGGAAGUUCGAGAAGACGAUUCGGUAUGCGUCACGUAAAGCAUACGCCGAGGUUAGGCCGAGGAUCAAGGGACGUUUCGCUAAACGAACUGAUUCAAGAGUUAAUGAUGGAGGAGGAGACGUCGGAGUCUACGGUGGGUUCGGAGUGGUCCCGAGUUUCUGAGUCUUUCUUCAGUGUCAAGUUGUAAGAAACAUUGAUGAUGGUAAUAAGUAACGGUUUUGAUAAAAAAAAAAUAAUAAGUAACGGUAAAAAAAUAAAUAAAUAAUGGCCUUGUUUUUACUAGAA
Molecule: messenger RNA, 1098 nt
Organism: Raphanus sativus (radish)
Lineage: Eukaryota; Viridiplantae; Streptophyta; Magnoliopsida; Brassicales; Brassicaceae
Product: zinc finger protein CONSTANS-LIKE 3
Exons: 2
Coding region: 52-975 (307 amino acids)
Biological process (GO): regulation of flower development; regulation of photoperiodism, flowering
Cellular component (GO): nucleus
Molecular function (GO): protein binding; zinc ion binding
Source: RefSeq, a predicted model, not a curated record